This is a messenger RNA of Bradysia coprophila, 3530 nucleotides long. It is a transcript of the gene Cen, whose product is annotated as cerebellar degeneration-related protein 2-like. The record is from RefSeq and is a predicted model, not a curated record. Lineage: Eukaryota; Metazoa; Arthropoda; Insecta; Diptera; Sciaridae.
UGCUUCGAUCUUCAGUGAAUGUGUAUCGGUUGGUGCCGUUUUGUUAUUUUGUUGCACAUAUAAAUGUUGAGCAUCUUGGUUAAAUGUUUUGUUAUGAUCUAAAUGGAAAAAUAGAGUUUUUUUAAUGAUCAAAAGAUGCAAAUUAUUCUAGUGUCAAUAGAUAACAAUUUCUUAGUUAAUAUCAGUUAAACAAUCAGUGAUGACUUUUAGGUCAUCAUAGAGUAUGAACAAUUAGAAACAUAAAAUUUUCAAAAAUUUUUACUCCAAAUAGGCGCCGAAAUUCUCAUAAUAAAUAUUUGGAAUUAACGCGAGUUUCACGCGGCAUUCUUGUUAUUUACAAUUUGAAGUCGAUUUUAAUUUCACAAAAAGUUUUUGGACAUCUUCAUUGAAAUAUAAUUUAAUUGGUGAAAAAUAGAGAUUUGUAUAGCAGAACAUUAGUUGUCAUGGUUCAAUUGUUUGCUCACUUCCAGCCAUCAUUUUUUUCUUCAUCGGUUUGAUUUUUGUUGCCGCGCACCAAAAGGUUUAUUAAGUGCAUAGAGUGAAAAGUCGUUAACAUAUUAGUGUUAGAGCUGUUGAAUUGUUUUUUUUUUGUCUUCGUUUUUUUCAUAAAUUGUUCACUCGAAUGGUGUGAAUUUGAUUGGUUACAUUUUUUUUCAUUUGUUACUGAUUUGCAUAUUAUAAGAAAUGCAGUUACAAUCGGUUUCCAAUGGAUUUAUCAAAAACUUUAAAGAAGCCAAGUGAUAGCUUAUCGAAACUGUGUCUAUAAAAAUUCAUAAAAUUAGUGAUAACCAUAACCAGCUGAGUUGAUAAGAUAAUUUUUGCUAAUUCAUCUUGAACAUCAUAUCAAUUUAUUUAUUUAAAAAAAACGAAAAAAAAUUAAAUUUUUUAAUGAAUCACCGUAAUACAAUCGAUAAAAGGCGCUUAAAAAUGAGCUCGUCGUCACUAUCACCAGAAACAUCGCUAUCAUCAUCAUCCUCCAAAGAUGAUGAAGACAUCUGGGAAACGGAUUUGACACCAGCACCCAUAUCCCGAUUGAACAGUCUCGAUUGUUGGGACUAUACCAUCGAAUUGGAAUGCUUAAGAGGCCCUGAAGAUCUUCAACUUGCCGCGGAACUUGGAAAGACACUUUUGGAACGGAAUAAGGAGCUUGAGGGGACGGUGAAACAGCAGCAAUUACUAAUAGACGAUCAUUUGCUAGAAAUCGAGUAUCUCAACAAACACAACGUCGCUCUCCGUGAAGUAAAUGAGUCCCGAUUGGGAUGCUACGAAAAUCUCGAGCUGAGUAUUCUUGAAUUGGAAAGGACUGUUCAUCGGCUAACAACUGAAAAUUCAUCUUUAAAAAGGGAAAACAAGACCUUAACAACGAACGCAGAAACAGCAGAGUCCCGUUGUGAAGAAUUAAAUCGCCAAAUCGAGGAAUUAUCGAAGCAAUUCAGGAGCGAAAAGCGGCGCAAUGAUAAAAUUAUCGAGGAGCAAAACAAACAAGAUGAAAUUAAGAGAACAGAACUGCUAAAACCAAAACUGAAUACAUCACUUCCAUGCGACGUUAGCUCAUAUAACCCUUUGCUGAACCAAUCAGAUCAAGAAAGUAUUUUCCGAAAUGCACAUAGUCCGAAUGUAACCAGUUCGUCGAUGAUUGAACAACGUUCCGACGAAAUCGAUGGAACUCAGAAAUUCAACGAAAGCCAAAACGAAAACGAAGAGUUCUUAAGGGUUUUAGAUGAGUUGGAAGGAAAAAAGAGACAAUACCUUAACGAGCAACAACGUGUUACCGAAUUGGAGGAGCAAUUGCAUGUAAUCAUUCAAGAAAACAACGAGCUCCAAAGUCGACUGGCCGAAGCAGCAACCCAAGAAGAAAUCAAAUCGAUGCAUGAUGAGUUAUCUAUUUUGGACGAAGUGCGCCGUGGUAAAAUGUGCAUACGAUGCCUCCGAAAUGCUAACGAUGACGAUAUGGAUAACAAACUGGGUGAUGACAAUUUCUCGAUUGCUGGAACCGAAGACGGUGAUAAUCAGAGUUUAAUGAGCAACGAAAUGGGACCGAAAACAUAUCACAAUGCGCUUUCAUUUCCGCCGUCAACGUUGGACAUUUCCUUGCACGACUCGGCGCCCAGUCCGAAUCCAUACCGCGAACUUGUCGAAAAAUACGAAGCAUUGCUGGAAGUUCAACGACAACCGAUUCGGGCACGUCAACCAACUCUUCAAGAUGAACUAACAUCCGGUGAUUUCAGUUCGAUCAACACAAAAGAUACGGACGAUGAACGCUGUCGCCAAAUGAAAGCACAAAAUGAUCCGAGACCGAGAAAGAUGUGUUUGCGUACACCGACCGAUUUCUCGGAAGCGGAAACGUUGAGCUCGGGCUUUUCCGAUGAGACGAGCAAUAAACACACCCAGACGGAAGAGAAUUUCCUUUGCACAAUAGCUGAUGGUGAUGAUAAAUUCAGCAUUUAUGAUGAUGCAACCAUGCCCAUCGAUUCGCGAUUCCGCAAUCGACCGGAGUAUCGUGAAUUGUUUAAGGAAAUCUUUGCCAUUCUCAAACGGGCCGCAGAAAAUAAGGAUGAGGGUGAAAAGUUGCCAUUAUUGGACGAUAAUAAUCCCUGUUUUAAGGCUCCUCCGGUAACACCAGCUGCUGAGGAAUUGCCACCAAUUCCCGACGAUACUGAGAGCAUUAUUUCAUCCGUCGUUUCUGAGCAAUCUGUUGCAAUGUCUGAAUGCAUAACGAAACGAGAACGUCAAUCCAUAAUUAGUACAGUCAAAAAGCAUGUCCAGAAAAGUGGCCAAGAGAACAAUCCACCAGUCGGAAAAGUUCUUCCAGACGGCAGAAUCUUGACACCGUUGAAACGCGAGCCAUUAGACUAUUUAGCUGUUAGUGUAAAUGUACGAAAGAAGAAUCGUCGCCGAUCUCGUGGCACCCCAUUGGACAGAUCCGAAUCGCCAAUAGUUCCCAGCCCUCCGCGAGUCUAUUUCGCAAGCGGCAAAAAGCGACGUGAUUAUCGAUCGAUGCCAUCCAGUUCGUUGGCCAACUCAAGCGUAAACAUCGGCGAAUGGAACGGCAGCUCGAUGACCAUCUACAACAAGUCCAUGCAAUCACCAUCGACAUCGUCAACAAUGAAUACAACCUAUCAGAGUACCCCAGUCGGUAAGACACCCGAUUUCCGACGAAGAACUAGCACUGCAUCGCAAGAUCUACAUAAACUUCGCAAAUUGGAAUUGUCUUAUGCUGAAGUGUUGAGACGGGCUGAUACCAAGAAUAUGCACAGAAAGUAGCUGAAUUGAUAGAAUUUAAGAGAGCGAGAGAGAGAGAGAGAGAGGGAUGAUAAAGUGUUUGGGUUUUGUUUGAUUUCGAUAAUUUAUAUCAUUUUGCGUAAGUUUAUUUCGACCUACAUUAAAAGAAGACACAUAAAGUGCGACGAUUAUAAAAUUUCCCUUCACAUGUGCCACACUUACACAGUAUCGUAGUUUACAGAAAUAAUAUCAAUGUUUAAUGUUUGCCACCCUACACACAGUAACGUAACAAAGUCUCAAAUAAAUCC